Rubroshorea leprosula is the source of this 5939-nucleotide messenger RNA. Lineage: Eukaryota; Viridiplantae; Streptophyta; Magnoliopsida; Malvales; Dipterocarpaceae. The record is from the annotation of a GenBank genome assembly.
CAAAUAAUAUUAAGUGUUUUAAUUAAUCCUGUUUAAAUAUAUCUUUAUUUUAGAAUUUUUUAUUGAUUGUGUUUUAAUUCAUUAGAGUAUCCAAUUAUUCUUAAUUAAGGUUUGUUUCUACUUAAUAUAAUGAUGAUUAAAUUUUCUUUCCUAAUUAUUGUUUUAUUAUCUCUUUCAAUCUAAUAUUUUAUUUGCUUUGACAUAAUAUUUUAUUUGUUUGACACAGAUUUCUGAAUAUUCUACCAAAUUAAGUUUAACUGGUCUCUCUACAAAAAAACAACUACUUUUUAGCUUCGACCAUCAGUGAGAAAGAAAAAGCAGCUACAGCAUAAUUAAGAAAAGUUGUUCCAUCCAAUGGAGUUCUUAUCUUUUGCUGGAGGUUUUCUUUUACCUGGUAUAUUUGACUCGCUACGUGGAAAGUUGAAUGAAUAUAUAAGUGAUCAGUUGAUUGGAUAUAUAAGUGAUCAGCUACAAAAUUCAGAGGAGGAAGUACGUGCCCAGAUGGAAAGCUGGAAGACUCUAUUGUCCAAAAUCACAGCUAUACUUCAACAUGCAGAAGAUAAUCAAGGCGCCAACAUGUUUGUGAAGUCAUAUCUUGAUGAUCUCAAGGACUUGGCUUAUGAUAUGGAGGACAUACUUGAAGAGUUUGUGAUUGAUGCCAGGAGGUCCGAAUUGACUGCAGAACCUGAUGCUAGACCCAACAGACGACAAAAAUGCCUCUCCAAUAUCAUGAAUUUAUUUAGAUCUAAGGCCAAACCCAAUCAAAAGAUUGGUUCCAUGGUGAAUGAUCUGAAAGUUAGAUUGGAGCGUUUUGAAAAGGAGAUGCAUACUUUUGGCCUGUUCAAUCUGGCUUUGAAACUUGAAGAUAAGUCUCACAAAGUAGUUGUAAAAAGACUACCUGAGUCUUCUCUUCUUGAAGAUAUGGUGUUGGGUCGAGAUAGUGAUCAACAAGCUAUUCUUCAGAGGUUGCUAGAAGAUGGAGGCAAUCUUGAACAAGACUUCAUUAUUCCCAUUGUUGGAAUGGGUGGACUAGGCAAGACAACUCUUGCUCGGCUCAUUUACAAUGAUGAAAAGCUGAAAAGCAGGUUUGACUUGAAGGCAUGGGUUUGUGUUUCUGAUGAGUUUGAUGUUGCUCGAAUAACAAGAACCAUUUUAGAACAGGUGACUAGGAAAAGGUGUGCUCUUGAUGAUUUCAGUUCACUUCAAGAGGAAUUGAAAGGGGAGUUAUCUGGGCGCAAAUUUUUUCUUGUAUUGGAUGAUGUUUGGAAUAAGGAAUAUGGCAAUUGGGAUACAUUGAAGAGACCUUUCAUGUCAGGAGCUCUUGGAAGUAAAAUAAUUGUCACAACUCGAAACAAGGAUGUUGGGACGAUGAUGAGAGGAGAUGAUGGAGUUUACAACUUAGAAUUGCUACAAGAUGAUGCUUGUUUGCCAUUAUUUACACGACAUGCACUGGGGAAAGAGGACUUUGCUGUGCACCCAGACCUACAAGAUGUUGGUGAGAAGCUUGUUGAGAGGUGCAAAAGAUUGCCAUUGGCACUAAAAACACUGGCUGGCGUCUUGCGAGGAAAGUUGUGUCGUGAUGAGUGGGAAAAUAUAUUAAAUAGUGACAUAUGGAGUUUAUCAGAAGAUAGAAGUGGAAUUCUUCCUACUUUGAGAUUGAGCUACAAUGAUCUUCCUUGUCACUUGAAGCGAUGCUUUGCUUAUUGUGCUUUGUUCCCUACAGACCAUGAAUUUGACAAAAAGGAGUUGGUUCUGUUAUGGAUGGCUGAGGGCCUGUUACAGCAACAGUCACAUGGAAAGAAGCAAAUAGAUGAGGAGAUUGGUCAUCAAUAUUUCCAAGAGUUGUUAUCAAGAUCACUCUUUCAACAAUCAAGUGGAGAUGAAUCACGGUUUGUGAUGCAUGACCUCAUAAAUGAUUUAGCUGUAGAUGUUGCUAAAGAAAUAUACUGUAAUCUUGAACGUGAUGAAAGAUUAGAGAAAGCUCGUCAUUUGUCAUUCACUCAACACAGGUAUGAAAUCUCAAAAAGAUUCAUAAUCUUGAAUAAAUUGAAGAAUUUGAGAACAUUCUUGUCACUAAAAGCACUCAGUUACUGGGAUGACUUCUAUUUGUCUAACCAAAUCUUGCAUGAUUUCUUGCCAAAUUUGAAUUGCUUAAGAGUGUUGUCUCUUUGCGGCUAUCAAAUAAGCAAGCUACCAGAUUCUUUUGAAAAUUUGAAACAUAUUCGGUACAUCAAUUUGUCUAACACACAAAUCGAAUGUCUUUCUGAAUCAGUGGGUUCUCUUUUAUUCCUGCAAACACUACUAUUAUAUGGUUGUCAUCAACUUACUAAGUUGCCUACCACGAUUGGGAAUCUAAUUGAUCUCCAUUGUCUUGAUAUCACUGAAACACAUUCUUUAAAAGAGAUGCCAUCAGGAAUAGGCAAUCUUAAAAAUCUUGUAACACUGUCCAAAUUUAUGGUGGGGAAAGCUAGUGGAAUGAUGAGAUUAUCUGAUUUGAAGAAUUUGUUGCAACUUCAAGGAAGAUUGUCUAUUCUAGAUCUGCAAAAUGUUUCAGAUGUUCGAGAUGCUGGGGAGGCCAACCUAAACAAGAUCCAUGGUUUGGAAGAGUUAGUCUUAAAGUGGACUAUUCUUGAUAACAAUCGAGAUGAAUCAGUCCUCGAAAUGCAAGUCCUCAGCUGGUUAAAACCUCAUUCAAAUUUGAAAAGUCUUCAAAUUUCUUGCUAUGGUGGCAAGAGUUUUCCAAACUGGGUUUGUGAUCCAUUAUUAUUUUUGAAUUUAUCAUCCAUGGAGCUCAGCAAUUGUAAGAGAUGCACUUUGUUACCAUCACUUGGCUUACUACAUGUUCUCAAAAAAUUGAUUAUUAAAGGCAUGGAGGCAAUAGAAGCUGUGGGUCUUGAGUUUUAUGGGCAACAUGACUCUUUUCGAUCACUGGAGGAAUUGGUUUUUCAAGACCUGUUAAAUUGGAAGGAAUGGACUUCUCCAAUUGGAAGUGAAGGUGAAUUCCCUUUUCUUUGUAGGCUUGUGAUUGAAAAUUGUCCUGAGUUGUUAGGCCAAUUACCCAACAACCUUUCUUCACUUAAAGAGUUGGAAGUUAGAGGUUGCAAUGCGGUGCUUUUGAAGAGUAGGAGUGAUCUCAUCUCGCUUGCUAAUUUGAAAAUUGUGAACAUUUCAGAACUGACUUGUUUGCCUGAGAGUUUUACACAGUUCUUGAGAACACUUAAGACUCUGGAUAUUGAAAAUUGCAAUGAUCUUACUUGUUUGUGGGAGGAAGGGACAAAAGUAGAACAAAGCCUCUUGCCUUUCAAUCUUAAACAUCUUAGCAUUGUGGGCUGUGGAGCUUUGGAGUCAUUACCUGAUGCAAUGAUGGUGAGGAUGGAUGGAAGCGGUAGCAGCAACACUAGUAUGUUGCUGUCGAGACUGGAAGAGUUGGAAAUUGGGGGUUGUGAUUCUCUCAAGUCUUUUCCAGGAGGCAAAUUACCCAUCACACUCAAAUACUUGCGUAUAGAAGACUGUAAAGGUCUGGGGUCUCUACCGGAUAUUGAUGGUGACAUUAAUAAUAGCAGUCUACAUUUGAAAAUAAGGAAUGUUCCAUGUUUGUAUUCUUCACUGCCAGCUUUUGUGAAGGAAUUUGCAGUUGGUGAUUGCGAGUGGUUGGAAUUAUUUCCAGAGAGGAUGCUACAAUAUUGUACGGGACUCCAACAGAUUAGAAUUGAAGAUUGUAAAAUAUUGAAAAGUUUACCCCCCGUUAAUUGCGUCAGCAAUCUCCUUUCUUUAAAUAUUUUCGGGUGUGAAGUUUUAGAGUCCUUACCAGACGAGUUGGGGUUAUGCACCCCCAAUCUUAAGCAUCUAGCUGUAAUUGGCUGUAAGAAUUUCAAAUCCCUCCCAAAUACGAUGUACCAGUUGGAAUCUCUUCAAGUGCUAUGGAUGGCAUACUGUCCCAGCAUCGAGUUCAUUCCAGAUGGGGGUUUGCCUCCAAACUUAACAUGGCUUUCCUUACAAGGAUGUAAGAAUCUCAGGAGGGUGCCGAAUACAAUGUACCAGCUCACAUCACUUCAGAUUCUAGAAAUCCCAGGUGGGGCUUUGAUGAUGGGCCUUCAAAACCUUACGUCUCUUCAAAAUUUACAAAUUGAGCAGAAAUUCCCUCUGGAUAUUGUUCUGCCUUCUUCUUUAACCUCUCUUUUGAUCUGGGAUGAAGAAAAUCUGAAAUCCAUACCUGAGGGGCUCUUCCAAAACCUAAGCUCGCUUGAAGAGUUAUUCAUAUUUAACUGCCCGAAGCUACGAUCUUUGCCAAAGGAAGCCUUCCUUCCCUCGCUUGGAAAACCAUGCAUCAUCGGGUGUCCGCAUCUAAAACGACAACGCUUUGAGGCGAAAGGAGACUACUGGACUCUCACCCGUGGCAUCCCCAAUGUUGAAAUAAAUAAGGUUGACCACAAGAGCUAUCCAGCUUGUCGCAACCAAUUGUUGAGAUUAGCUAAAGGGGAUGAGUGAUUGGCCUUGGCGUCAUGGGAAUUCACCACCACCAAGGAGCUUGCUGCUUGCAAAAUGAUGUUCUUAGGCAAGCCAACCAAUUUUCAAUUUUAAAUACAAGUACUGCUGGAGCUCAAGUUUUCCAUUUCGAAGAAUAGGGAAGACUUUUGAAAUAAGGAGUUGCUGAUGUUCAAAUGAGAUAUUUCUGUAAACUGGAACUGGAAUGCGGAUGAACUCUACUGAAUUAAGCAAGCUUGUAAUCUGAUUAAAUAAAGCUGUAGUUUUACAAGUUUUUUAUUUGGGAAAAGCAGAACUUACCCUUCAACUACAGGAUUAGUUAAAAGGUGAUUGAUCCAAGAUUCCAAGUUCAAGCCUCCCUUUUUAGGCAAGAUCUUUCUUCAACAAGUAGGUGCUGGAUGCUUUGACAUUAAUGUUGCUUUUCAUGUGGGAGAUGAUGCGUCCAGUAUGAUGAGUCAAAAAUGGUGAUGCAACAAUGUGUGCUGUGUUCUCUGUUUAUUCAUCCUAGGUCACAACCAAGAUUGCAGCACAAACACUACUGCUUUACUUAACAAUGGGCUGACUUGCUUUAACAACUUGGUGAAAAAUGGUGGUGUUUACAAAUUUGUCAUAGUUGCACGCUCGCAGCUAUAAUCUUCUACCCUCCAAAGAAUGCUGUCUUUGGGCAUGGAUUUUCUUUGAGUUUUUCUAGUAACUUCUCUUGAUCAAUUCCCUAAAUCAAGGACAAUUUGAGGAUAUAAAUAAGGGUGGAUGGAGUAAAGCUUUGAGGCAGCAUUAUGCAGAAAUCAUUUCCAGGAUUCUUCUGCUGCACGUACCCAUCCAUUUGGUGUUGAGAAAACUCUUCACAAAUGCAUACACGAAUUGCAUGGAGCUUGGACUUUGAAUGUAUCAAGUCAGUGGAGCUUUAAAUAAUGUCCAAUGGUUGGUUUUGAUCAACAUUGUAAAAGACAGUAAAGGGACAAUGAGAGUGAGUUGCAACAGUAGCAGGAAGGUUAGUGGAGGAGUAAUGGUUCUGCUAGAUGAUCAACAGUGAUUUGGUCACAAUUCCUUUUGAUACACGUUUAGCACACUUAAUGAGAUUCCCAAUUUGAUUGGAGAUUUUAACUUCCAGCUUUAUUUUGGUGAUGGUUAUGACAUUUGUUAUCCAACUAUUUAUUCUUGAUGAUUAAUUGUUGUGUACAACUUCUAGUGUUUCCUAGAGUAGAUGAAACUUUGUGAUAAUCCUAUUUUUAUAGCAGUUGUUUUUUACUGGACUAGGUCUUAUGAUUUUUUUCCCCUUAAAGAAUUUUCACAUUAAGAAAUCUAGUGGCCUAAUUUUGUUGAUAUUUGAUUUUGACCCAUUAAUCCCAAAAAGUUAGAAAAGCUCACUUUUAUCCUUGUUAUCGUUAUUCAAAUUGAAGUUAUUAGUUGUACCGGAUGGAUUUUUUUUUGAACAGUAAAAAGUAAUAUUUAUU